AUUGAGCUCUCUUUGUUAUUGCACUGUGAACCGCGCGACGGUUGUCAUCGCAGGGUCGGAAUCGAAUCUCGAAUAAUUUUCAACUCGACAGCAGAGGUUUCCGCAAUCGCCGGGCUGGAAACAUAUAACAUAUAUCCCUUGGAUCUAACCGGAUUGCGGCAGGGAAAGCCCCGAUUAUCAGGAUGAUGUUCUGAUAUAUUUCCUAAGCACCUCAGACGGCAAAAGUUGGCGAAGUAGUAGAAAAGCAGGGAGGAGGUUGCAAAACGAAACGAACCGGAAACGAAACGGGUCGCGGUUUGAAACGAAACGCGGCUCUCUCUUUCUCAGCGGCGGCGGCGUUCUGUGACGUCAGAAGCAGCGACGUCCUUCGCUGGCAGACGCACACACACACACACACACACGUACGCACGCUCACUGACAGACACAAUACCACACUUAGAGAAACUCCCACCAAGAGAACCCUCCCCCUCAGCAACAACAAAAACAACAGCUUCGCCAGCAGCAGCAGCAGCAACAAAUUAAAGAGAGAGCAUUUAUAUUCCUUUGUGGCAACGCGAGUGGAGUGUACAUGUGUGUGUGUUUUGAGGCAGCCGCACCACUACAACUGCAACUGCAACUACGACUACAACUGCACUAGCAAUAGCGACACCAAGAACAACAACAACAACUAAGCACAACAACACAGCCAUAUAGCAACAAAAAUGGAACAGCCGAGCAUUCUCGUCAAAAUCCUGCACUCGAUUCCGCACGUGAAUUACACAUUCCGUCGGGUUAACGACACCUUCAAUCCGGACAGCGAUGUUUACCUCGAGAGUCUGGUCAUCCUGGCAUCCAUUCCCGCCGGCCUGCUGAUCGGCUCUCUGCUGGGCCUGCUGCUCUACCUGUUGACCAGAUGCUGCGAUCGCCGCCAGAGGAAGCCGAGCGCCCAGCGCUGCCAGAGCUGCUCCUUGGUCAUCAUCACGCUGAUGACCUGCGCUGCCAUCGGAUUAGGCUUGUACGGCAACGAUGACUUCCACAAUGGACUCCUGCAGGCCUUCGGAUCCGGGAAGAGCGUGGAGGGUCUGGUGCUCACCCUGAAACGACAGACGGAGAGCAUCAAGCACGACCUGGAGACGCGAAUGGCGGGGCACAAGGUGGAGCAGCUGGUGGAGAAGCCGCAGUAUAACCAGACGGUGGUGAUGCUGCUCAUCGAGACGUCGCGCCUGGUCACGGAGAACACCUCGCGGGCGGUGGCCUCGCUGGACAGCAUGGUCCACUACUUCAUGAAGGCCAAGGGCAGCGAGAACGACACCUCGCUCAUGGGAUUGCUGCAGCUCGGCGAGUUCUACGAAUCGAUUCGCUGGCCAGCCACCCUGGCUUUCCUCACGGUGCUCCUGCUGCUCUGCACGGUUUUGGUGAUUGGCGUGGCCAGGCGAUCGCGCUGCACCCUGAUCUUCUUCAGCGUCUCGGGCCUGUUCUGCAUCAUCAUCUGCUGGCUGCUGGCAGGCGUUUAUCUGGCCUCCAGUGUGGCUGCCGGCGACUUCUGCAUGCGACCCCACGACUACAUGUGCCGUCAGGUGGGCAUGCGGAGUCCCUAUGUCGACUUUCUUAACUGCGGCACUCCGCGCAAUCGCUUCAUCCUGCGUCUGAAUGAGUCCCGGGAUCUGGUGGAUCGGGCCAGGGAAAGUGUGGAGCAUAUGCAGCGCAUGAGCCAGGAAACAUAUCCACACAUCGACAUCCAGCGCACCCUGAACGCCAUGGACAACGACCUGCAGAUCGCACUGCGCAACCUGACGACGCUGUCGGCCACUUUGGACCGCCGCGCGAUCGACAUGCACUACGAGGAGGCACUCCGCGGACUUUGCGGCGGCGGGCUGCUGGGACUCAGUCUGAUGAUGGUGGCUGGUCUGCUGACCUCCUUCCUGCUGACGAUCCUGGUGUACGCCGACUCCCACGCCUGGAUCUAUCUGACCAAGCGGCCAUCGCUGGACGCGGACAAAUCGGAGACAGCACCACUAUUCCCCGCCUCGAACGCGCCGAGCGCCAGCAUCUCGCCCACAGCACCGCUCAGCACGGGGACGAUCAACAGGACGCUGCUGCACCACCAGCAGGCGUCGUCGGGCGGCCUGGGCGGCGGCUCGGGUACCUUGCCGGGAUCUGGAGGCGGCGCCGGGGCUGGAGGAGGCGUCGGCGGCGCCAAUGGACACAAUGGCGUGGGGCCGUAUCGCAACGGAUCGGCGGGCCUGAGACAAGGGUUGGCAUCACCUUCAUCUCAAUCAAGCCACACCUCAUCCACCGCUACUUACAACAACCACAACAACGGCACCACCAGUUACCACAACAGCCACCAACAACACAACAACCACCUGUACAGCAACCACUACAGCCACAGCAACAACCACUACAACAGCACACAGCAUAGAACUAACCCUGCGGCGGGGGCGGUAGCAGCGGCGGUGGGCGUGGCCAGCAGUGGCCAGCGAUCGCCGUCGCCGCCGCCUGUCUACGAUUUGGUGCAUGGCACAAGGUCAGGACACCACACGCUGGGACGCCUGCCAUCGCACCACCAGCAGUCGGCGACGUAUUUGCCGGGACCCAACAAUGGAAAGUACGCGACGCUCAGCAAGCAGUGUAAGACGCUCGAGUCCAACGACUUCUACUGAGAUUCGCUUGCCUGCAGUUCCCAUGCAGGCAGUAGCAGCAACACAGCACAGCAGCAGCAGCAGAACUUGCAGCUCCAGCAGCAGCAGCAACAGAGCAGCCUCAUCAAUCAGAACCAAAGCCAGAGCACGCUGAAGAACAUCUUUGCGUCGGCCACCCUGCCCCGCUCGACGGGCAGCUCCAUCCGGUCGGUGCUCUCGGUUCAAACCUCCAACGCGGGCAUCUGCCGCUCCACGGGCAACGGCUUGGACGGCGACAUGGUGGACGACCGCGAUCCCAGGGAUGUGACCAACACCAGCUUCAAUCGCUUCGAUCCCAAGUACAUAAGCAUUGGUCCCAAGGCGGUGAGGGGUCAGAAUAACAAUCUUAAUAUCAUGUCCGUCGCCGGCAGUGCCAAUAAGUGUGCCACUCUGCGACAUGUGGGUCGCUAUGGUGGCUCGCUCAAGGGUGUGUCCGCCGUCAAUGCCACGCCCUCGCCCGCCGCCGCCCCAGCUGUCCAUUCGCCGAACUUGAGGAGCGCCAAGACGCCCUCGAUAGCCACCGUUUCGAAGGAUUAUUGCCAGCAGCCGGACUGCAUUCCUCAGGAGUUCCUUCUCCAGCAGCAACAACAGCUGCAGCAGCAGCAGCAACAACAGCAGCAGCAACAACAACUGCAGCAGCAGCUUCAGCAGCAACAGCUGCAACUCCAGCAGCAGCAGCAACAACAGCAGCAGCAGCAGCAGCAGCAGCAAAUGGUGCCCCCUGCGCCGCCGCAACCAGCGCCUCCGCCUCCACCCAAACCAAAGAUAGUCAAUACAUUUACGGAAAUUCCCGGCACCACGGGCGUGGGCAGCUCGUAUGCCAAGGAGCAGCAGCAACAGCAGCAACUGCUGGCCCUGCAGCAGCAGCAGCAACAGCAGCUGCUCGCCCUCCAGCAGCAGCGGGAGCGGGAGCUGCAGCAACAACAGCAGCAGCAGCAACAGCAGCAGCAGCAACAGCAACAGCAGCAAAGAGAGUUGCAUCCACCGACCACCCACAUACUACCCCCUUCGGCUGUCUACAGCAUCGAGAGCAGCGAGGUGUUGCCCACAGCCGCGCCGCGUGCGCAGCAGCGCUCGCUGAAUCCCGCAUCCAUUGUGAACCAACCGCUGCCCGAGAUUCCCACCAAUCAGCAACAGUCAAAGAUCUCCGCUCAGCCGCUGUGCGCCGCCAGUUUGGGGCAGUACCGCUCGCUGCAGCGUCCUCAAACUCAGAAGUUGCAGCCGGCUGCCAUCUCCUCGCCGCAGCAGCCACCAACGCUGCCGCCCAAGAACCGGCACAAAAAUAGCAACCGCGGUGGAGCCAUCGACAGCAGCAAUGCCAAUCACAUGCAGACCUUGCCGCCGAAGUCAGCCAGCCUAAGACAGCAACAGCAGCAGCAGCAGGAGCGCGAAAGGGAGCGAGAACGCGAACGGGAACGGGAGAGGGAGCGUCCGCGGAGGGCGGAGACCCUGGACAAUGCACGCAGCUAUAUUGAACAACAGCAACAGUAUCCCGGCCACCUGAUAACCAGCAGCAACAUGAAGAAGCAGCACUCCUACGACAGCAGCUACCAUCAGCAACAGCAGCAGCAGCAACAGGCCUUCUAUCAAAGGCAGCACAACAACAACUUCUCAGCCAAGCAGCAGCAGCAGCUCAUGCUGGAGCAACAGCAACAGCAGCAGCAGCAACAGCAGGCGUUGUUUUACAGAUCGCUGAAACGGGGAGAACGCGUAGCCACUGGCAGCGGAGGAGUGACUGGAGGAGGAGCCGCCAUUAGCAACCAGAGCGAUCUGUACUCGGUGACGGAGUUGUAGGAGUGCGCCUGCUGCGGCGGCGGGGUGGAUGUGGUGCGCCGAGGCGCCUCAUCCACAUCGCUGCACGCGGCGGCGGCCACACAAACUCAGACACACACCCAAAACCAGACGCAAUCGCAGAACCAGGCGCCUGUCCCCCUGCCACCCAAGAAGCAUCGCCAGCGGGAGCGGGAGCGCAACCUAGAACAGCGGGAACAGCCGGCACCCUGCAACGCCAAUCUGUGCGAGGAGCACGAGUACGAUGAGUUCUAUCCCCAGGCCUAUGAAAUGCAUGCGGUUGUCGGAGGAACUGGCGGCCCGACGGGUGGAGGAGCAGCUGCAACUGGCUCUGGUUCCAAGCACGGCAAGCAGGGUCAGCAGAGAGCAGCCACCUUCGAUGUGGCCGAUGCCAGGGACUACGAACUGAAGCGUCUGGGCAACCGGAGGUCGCAGCAGCAGGCGGCUCCUAGCAAAAGAAACGGAGGCGCAGCAGUACCAGCUGUCAGCCAGGAUCACCAUCGUAGCCACGAUCGCGAGCGGUCGCGCAGCGAUCACCGCAUUGCCAGCUAUGCCUGCGAAGAGGUCAACUCCUCGGCGCUCUGCAGCGCCGGCUCCAUGAGCUCCAUGCUGCAGCCAGCUAAUGGAACUGGUCACCGGAUCGGCAGCCACCAGCACCAGCGGGAUCACCAUUCGCGGGAUCAGCAGCAGCAGCAGCAACAGCAGCAGCAGCAACAACAGCAACAGCGGGAGCGACGCGAGAAGACCUUUAAGGUAUGAUUUUUAGAGACGUCAUAAGAAUUGUCCAAUCCGCGCCAGGGCACCAGAAACGGCAGCUCCAGGCGGCGGACGCGUUGAGGGGUAAAUGGAAAGCUAACGUGGCGGAUUCUACAGCGAUUACGACAAGGUGAACCCCCACUCAUUGAGAAAAGUUGAGCAGAAGGAGCGGCACCAUUGUUGGCCCCCCAUUGGCAUUGGCACCACCCGGAGACCCCAGCCUGUUUUUAUGUUUAGCCUAAGUCGCGUCUUUACCCUAUGUCUAUGUCUAUCUCUGUCCAUGUCCACGUCCACCAGCGUCCUCUCCCUUUCACUUGCGUGCGAAAACGACCCACACACACAUGCAUAUAUAUAUAUAUAAAUAUAUAUGUAUAUACACCCAGAUUGUAUUGUAAAAACCGACCUCUUCUGAUUGAUUCAAGUUGUAAAAGCUGCUUGAAGGGCUGCAGUGUCGAAGGUAGCGGUCGAAACAAAGCGCAUCACUUCACUCACUUCAUUUUCGUGCAUUGCUAAUUGUUCUAUAGCAUAUGGCAUUCCUUAAAUGCCAUUUACCACAAGCAAUAUUUAAAAAAUAAUUCUGAGCCAUGCAGCUCUUCAGGCCUGUGGCGCUAUUGCCUUGACCGCUGCUGUGCAUACAGCCAAGUACAUCCAACCUACAAAAGUUCUCUGCCCUGUGUUGUUGCCUAUUGUUAUAUAAAUAGUAGAAAACUACGAUUAACCGUAACGAAUACUUUUUUGUGACCACUAUUCAUACGUGUAUAUUUUAAAAGCCUAAGUUAAGUGAAAUUUAGUUCUAAGCGCAAACCUAUUUAUUUACGACAGUUUGUAAGCCUCGACCCCAAAAAAUAUCCAAAAAGGCCACAAAGCGCAGACACACUCGGCGAAAGAUAACUAGGUGCUCCUGAGCAUUUUCAAACGAGUUCUCGUUUGAAUAUUCCCGAGAAUCCAAGUCCGUGCUUGAGGAACUCUUAAUUUUUAGAUGGAGUGUGUGUGUUAUUUUUAAUUUAUUAACCUUUUUUUUGUAUAAGCGAUUUAUGCUGAUUUUUUUUUGUUUGAGAAUCCGUUGCGAGAACCAACAACAACAACCACAGCGACACGUACGUAAAAUUUUUGUGACGUCAGAAAUCUAAAAGAAAGGAAAACAAAGUAAGAAAACCCAGAAGCAACACUGCACAAAAAGAAAGAAAGAAAUUUCACAAAAGAAAACACAAUAUACUUUAAAGGUUUAACAUUAAACAUUUAACAAACAAGCAAAAGACGACAAGAAUAGGAAAAAGGAAAAGUUCUUAACUCAAGCAAUAUAAAGAAGGAUAACAUAGAACAUAAAAUCGAAAAGAAGCCAUACCAAGUUGUUCAACUAUUUUAAAGAGAAUUCAGCAAAGCAAAAUAACAAAUAAACAAGCGAACAUUUACACAUAAAAAUACAUAAAAUACCUACAUGUUUAUUAUAGAGCAAGCAUAAGGAAUAUAAAUUAAUCUACAACAACCACAAACAAUGUUCAGGUCAAUAACUGCAUUUAAAAGGAGGAAACCCUUAUUAGGCGUUAAAUUAAACGAAAUGCUCUUUUUAUAUACAACUAUAUAACAUGCAAAUAUAUAUACAUUAUAUACAUUAAACGAAUUGCAAGUACCCAAACACACAGACAAACGAUAAAACACAAAGUAAAGCAAAAAGCGAAAAGCAAAAAGGAGAAAGGAACAACUCAGCAAAGUUGUUGGCACAGCGGAAGACACACAAACAUUUUAUACAAAACUAACAUAGUUAUGCCACACAAAAUAUAAGACACCGAACAGUUGUGGAAGAAAUAAUUGUAGUGCCAUUAGAGAUUGGAAAAUUGAAUAAAAUUUUAUUGUAAUUAUGAAAUGUAUAAUUUUAGUUAUGUUUUGCACAUGUAUCUGAAGGGUUGUACGGUCGUGAGAUGUUUUAGUCUUCAAUUUUAUAAAUAUGUAUUUGAAAAGCGUUUUCCAAGCUCCAUUUUAAAUGAACGAUACAAGAAUAGUAUAUGUACUUCAUUUGAUCGACCCAAAUUCCUGUGCUGCACAGUGCAGCAAGGCCACACUAUUAUUUUGACCACAGCUGGGCACACUGAAAACAGCAAAUUACGGAAAAUAGAGCAAGCAACAAGUAAGAACUCACAUGUACUCUCUCUGCUGUGCAGAUGCAACUGAAACAAGGCGAAAUGCCACUUCAACCAUGUUGAAGACUUUAAGAAUUGCAACAUGCAACAUGCAACAUGCAGCAUGCAACACGCAGACACAAAACCACAAGACACACUCUCCGAUCCUCCGUCUCGUUCGCUCUAUAGCUCUUUGGCUCCUUAGCUUUUUGUCUCUGUCUAUCUCGCUGUCUCGCUCCGAACAUUCCACCCACCACACCACCCAUUGUAGUUUGCACAAAACGUAUAUGUAUUAGCAAAAGUUAACACUCGAGGGGAAAAAGUUAGUUCAAGAUAUGUAAGAACACUCUAAGAAAACUGUUGCAAGUCCUGUUCUCCUGUUCUGUAUAUAAGAUACAUACGAUCUACCCAAUUCUAUUAACUAAGUAGUAGUUGCUGUGCGAAUGUUUCUGUGUGUUCGUGUGUGUGAUGUGUGCGAUGUUAGCCAUUACAUUUAAAGUGGUUUUUUUUGUUGUUUUUAAUCCGAAAGCAAAAAUGUUUCACUGUAGUGUGUAGUGUAGUUGAUUCUAAGCGAUAAGGCCAAAAUAGAUUUUAAACCGAAAACCAGACAAAUGGAUUAUUAGGAAUCAGUGGAAGAAUACCAAACCAAUAAUUGCAGGAAGGCAGAAAGGCAGAAAGGCAGGCAGGCAGGUAUUUACUUAUAGCAUUUAAAUUCUGAAGCAAACGAAAAUUAUUGAAUAACAUUAAAUCAAACGCAAUUAAACACGCAACGUGUGAGGUAACACCGUAAAAUGCAAAAACAAGCAAAGCAGUUUUCACGUUUUAGCCAUUGAACAAGGGAAAACUAACGCACCAUUUCGUACUUCAACUGACGCAAAAUCCAUCUAAUAAAUGAUAUUAAAGGGAGUAGGGAGUAGACGGAUAGCGAGCAGAUACGAUUAUAAACGUAAAUAGUAAACGAGAAAGUAAGACAAAUUUUAGAGAAAUCGGUUUUUACCUAAGGUUAAGGCAAGAUGAUACUUCCGGUUCUCCCCUUUUAACUGCCAUCUCCAUUUCCGUUUCCUAUUGCCCAUUUCCCAUUUCCAAUUUCCGGCCCACAAAUUCCCAAUCCUGUUGACACAUUUCAGUGCAUAUUAUAUAAUGCAUCUAUACAUAUAUAAAUAAAUCCACUAAUAUACAAACAUAUAUAUAUAAAUACACAAUUAUUGUAAUAACAAUAUAAGUCUGUAAAUUUGUUAACAUUUCUAAAAGCCAGCAAAUGGGGCAAAAUGAGUCAAAACGGGGCAGAAUCUAAUAAAAUCGCGCCCAGUAGUUGUGCUACAAUCACAAAAAGGAAGACCCCAGAUUCCAGAACCCUAAACUCAGAACUCAGAACCCAGAUACUUGCAAAAAAACACGCGACCCACUCAAAAAUCAUCCAAAUGUGUGAUUUGUAUAGAGAUCGGUCAGUGGGCGCGAAUCGAAGUCGAAAAAUUGUUGAGCAGCCGCUUUAAAAUCAAAACGAAGCAAAGGAAACAUUAAAGAAAAGAAAAUGGAAAAUAAUUAUAUAACAGUUGUGAACAAAUUAUAUUUACAUAGCGUAUGAAUAAAUUGCAUAACAAUUGAUUAAUAUACAGAAA
Drosophila yakuba is the source of this 8943-nucleotide messenger RNA. Its product is annotated as AF4/FMR2 family member lilli. NCBI's taxonomy places the organism in Eukaryota, Metazoa, Arthropoda, Insecta, Diptera, Drosophilidae. The record is from RefSeq and is a predicted model, not a curated record. The transcript is spliced from 10 exons. Gene Ontology annotation, cellular component: plasma membrane. Gene Ontology annotation, molecular function: intracellularly calcium-gated chloride channel activity; volume-sensitive chloride channel activity.